Molecule: messenger RNA, 1119 nt
Organism: Aphanomyces astaci
Lineage: Eukaryota; Oomycota; Saprolegniomycetes; Saprolegniales; Verrucalvaceae
Exons: 4
Coding region: 1-1119 (372 amino acids)
Source: RefSeq, a predicted model, not a curated record
AUGGUGGCCGCCAGUGGAGGGGUGGAUGUGUCCACCGAAGCUGCUGGAACGGGGCUCACGCGCUUCGACAUCCCCCGCCAGUACACAGACGUGGCGCUUACGCCCGAUACAGCGCAUACGAUGGUGGCCGCCAGUGGAGGGGUGGAUGUGUCCACCGAAGCUGCUGGAACGGGGCUCACGGGCUUCGACAUCCCUGGCCAGUAUACAGACGUGGCGCUUACGCCCGAUACAGCGCAUAGCGUGGACGGGUCGUCGUCUUUGAAUGGCAUGUUGUACUUUGUGCCGCCCGACUCUUUCGCGAAGAUAGAAAACGAGCUGGCCGAACACUGUCGCAGAUAUCAACGCCGGGUUCACCGAGAUCCAAAAGUUGUUUACAUUUACCGCCAUUCCAUCCACCGACAACAAGCGGUACAGUACCUCGAAGACGCGUACAUCAUCCAUGCCCUGGCGCUCGGGUCCAACGGCUACAAAGAAGCGGUGUCCACACACGAAAGCCGCAAUGCCAAGGCCAAAACGUACGUCCACCCGCCGUUAGCCAUCAAGGAUGGGCUGCGACACUGCCCGGCCAAGACGUUCCACGGCUUGGUGGCCAAGGAUCGUCCCAACUACAGACUAGUCACAAGCGCCGUGGUCAGCCACAUUCGCCACAUCGAUGGGAAAGCAGCUUCUGUCAUGUACACGCUCGGUGACGCUAGCAUGUCAGCCAGUGCGACCUUGACGCCAAGUGUCAUUGGUCCCACGUCACAGCAGGGCCUCGUGGGUGGGAAAUCGCAGUUCCCAGGGGUCGCCACCAACCAAUCGUCGUGGAUGGUCAACGAAAACGUGGGCACCACCUAUUUGCAUGGCCGAAGUCCUGCUCACGCUAAGCCAUCCCGUUACGGCGUUCAAGCAUACUGCCCCCAGCGCCGCGCGUACAACACCAGCUCGGAGUACCAGUUUCAAGUGACCAGACUUUCCCACGCCGAACCAGCUCGCGAUGACUGUGUACUUGAACAAUCCCAAGUCACGCGACAGAAGGGGGGUUUCACCCGACAACCCGACAUGUCUCGGCAUGCGGAUAUGGACAAAGGCCUGUACUUUAGCUCGGCGGGGGAUGGCGAUGCGUUGGGGGCGUACUAG